AUGAGUGAUGGAACCAAAAGUCUAGUUGACGAACAGUUUGUGCGGGCGCUCGCAAAGGUUCUUCCCAAGCUGCCCGGUGACUUUGUCUUCCACCACUACCAUACUAAGAAGCGUCAGUGCAAGCGGUCUCUCAUUUUCCAGGACGAUGUUCUCGAUGGCUUUGACGAGGGAGAUGAUGCGGAGGAGGCGAAGGCAGCCGAUGAGUCAGCUGAUAAGCCUACUGGGUCCACUGAAUCCGAUGAACUCGAGAAGCUACCUGAAGCAAAGAGAGAAUCUGUUUCUGACUCUGGGACAACUGAGGCCAAGGACAACGAACAGAAGCCUGUGACUGGGGUGGAGGAGGAUGGAGUGGAGGAGGAUGGAGUGGAGGAGGAUGGAGUGAAGAAGGUAUCCGAAUCGGGUUUCAAAGGAGCUGGCUCUUUGGAUGGGGACAAGACCGCUUCUAAGUAUACAGACGCCGCCGAAUCCAAAACCAUCAAAACUGUCCCCCCAGAGAUCUUGGAACGACGAAAGAAACAUACUGUGAUCACCCACAUGUUUGUCUUGUCGUACGAAAAUACCAUUCUCUUCGCGCUCGAAAUCUACACCUUUUACGAUCCCACAGGAGUCACUCUGUUUGUUUCAAAGGCAGACACCACUGGCCAGUCUCCCCUGGUUGACGGCGAGUCUGUCCGAGUGUCGAUGAAAGACGUUUCCAGAGCCAUCAUCGAUGUGCUUCUCAAGCAUCAUCCCGGCCAGCGGGUCCGUAUCUGUCUUUUUGCCCGACCCGAAAAGCAAUACCUUUUCCCUUUCUCGGCUGACUACCCCAAAAAGCAUUUCCUCAGCGGCCCUCAGCUCACAAAGUGGUGGAUAGCCUGUCUGGACGGUCUCCUCGAUGACUUUGAGAACCCCACUGCCACUCUGCGUAUCCCCGGCGCAGAAAACCGAACAAUUCAGAGCUUCCUCGAGGGCCUUCCUAGAUGGACCAUGGGCGACAUCUUCAAGUACCAGAAGCCCGAGGUCGGAGAAGUGCCUGAAUCUGACGCCAAACUCGCCAUCUACCAACUCCCCCGGUUCCCUGAUGACCCCAAAUCUCGAUUCCUCGACUUUCUCGCGUCUGAAGGACGAACUACAACCUGCAGCAUUGAAAUGUUCUGGGAAGAGAUCCAGGGCCGCCAGGAGUUCAAUGCCGGAAUAAUGGUCGGUCUAAUGGGCGUUGACGGCGUUGUGAAGGGCGAAACACAGCCUGAAACCGAACCUGCAUCUUCUCUGUCGUACAAGGAGUUCAAAAACGUGCGAGAAAUCAUCACCGAGUCGGAUUACACAACUACCGAACUCGUCAUUGACGCCAACAGAGAACUAACUGAGGAUGGACCAGCGCAGAGCCGUGUGGGCUUCAAGGGACAGCUGGAACGAGCUGCUCCAGUAGCGUCGGAGCUCAAGCGAGCCCCCGUCGUCAACACUCUCGACAUGAACCUGGUUAGAAAGAAGAAGAAGACUAACUAA
Molecule: messenger RNA, 1485 nt
Organism: Yarrowia lipolytica CLIB122
Lineage: Eukaryota; Fungi; Ascomycota; Dipodascomycetes; Dipodascales
Biological process (GO): DNA damage response; DNA replication-dependent chromatin disassembly; regulation of DNA-templated transcription
Cellular component (GO): nucleus
Molecular function (GO): histone H3K56 acetyltransferase activity
Source: RefSeq, a predicted model, not a curated record